Osmia bicornis bicornis is the source of this 579-nucleotide messenger RNA. RefSeq names its product 40S ribosomal protein S13 (gene RpS13). Gene Ontology annotation, cellular component: ribosome; nucleolus; cytosolic small ribosomal subunit. Bases 83 to 538 code for a protein of 151 amino acids. The transcript is spliced from 3 exons. NCBI's taxonomy places the organism in Eukaryota, Metazoa, Arthropoda, Insecta, Hymenoptera, Megachilidae. Gene Ontology annotation, molecular function: small ribosomal subunit rRNA binding; structural constituent of ribosome. Gene Ontology annotation, biological process: translation. The record is from RefSeq and is a predicted model, not a curated record.
UAUUUCUUGAUCUCUGCUUUUACGAUCUGCCGGCCGAAUCUAAAGAGCGCUGCUGUCUUUUGUGGAAAAAAAAUCCGGAAACAUGGGUCGUAUGCACGCACCUGGUAAAGGUAUAUCGCAGUCUGCGUUACCAUAUAGACGCAGCGUUCCAACAUGGCUAAAAUUGACACCAGAGGACUGCAAAGAAUUAAUUUAUAAGUUAGCUAAAAAGGGCCAUACACCGUCGCAAAUUGGUGUAAUUUUGCGAGAUUCUCAUGGAGUGGCCCAGGUGCGUUUCCGUACUGGAAAUAAAAUCCUCAGGAUUGUUAAAAGCAUGGGUCUUGCUCCAGAUUUACCAGAAGAUCUUUACUAUUUGAUUAAAAAAGCAGUGGCUAUCAGGAAACAUUUGGAAAGGAACAGAAAGGAUAAAGACAGCAAAUUCAGAUUGAUUCUUGUGGAGUCUAGAAUUCACAGACUUGCUCGAUAUUAUAAGUCAAAAGGAACACUUCCAGCUAACUGGAAAUAUGAGAGUUCUACUGCCAGUGCUCUUGUUGCUUAAUUAUUUCCUCACAUUUCUUAAUAAAAUAAGAAUUUAAAUAA